This is a messenger RNA of Adineta steineri, 2682 nucleotides long. NCBI's taxonomy places the organism in Eukaryota, Metazoa, Rotifera, Eurotatoria, Adinetida, Adinetidae. The record is from the annotation of a GenBank genome assembly.
AUGAAUACGAUUUAUAAAUCUGCUGAACAACAAGAAAACAUUUCUAAACAACCAUCAAUUGUACUAACCAAUAUGUAUUCAUCAACAAAAAAUCAUCCAUUUAUUAGUAAAACUUCAACUAAUAAUCAUAAUGACGAAAAUAAGAACUAUAAAGAUGCCUAUACCGCUCAAGUAGUCCAACAAUGGAAUUCACAAACAUCAGAUCCACCACACCCUUCAUAUAAUCAUUUUUCUUCUCCAUUUGUUGAUCAACUCUCAUCAAAUAUCAAUACUACUUCCAAUCUAUUUAAUGAAAAUCUAUCAAAUCAAACUGAUAAGAAUAGUAAUAAAUAUGAUUUAUUAUCAAAUGUUGACCAAUCACAAAAAUCAACAAUGACAAUGAAAAAACGAGAUACACCGCUACCUGCAUCUUAUAUACAUCAAAGACGAAAUAAAAAAAUUGACUCUUCCAAUUCUAAUUCAUUUGUACCGCAUAAUAAUACUAAAGUUGGAAGUACAGCUGUAAAAAAAUCGAAAAAAUCAUCACCUAUUUUUAUCGCACCAAAAAAAACAUUACAUCAAACACCUUCACAUUCUUCUAUAUUACCAUUUGAUGAGUUACCUCAAAUCAAACGAAAAAAUACUCUCGAACGACCAAUAUCAAAUCCUGAUGAUCAGAAUAUUUCACCAAUGACAAAUUCAUCAGGAACAUCACCAUCGCGUCCUUUUUUUCAUUCAACAUCUAAUUCACUUGAUGAUGAAGCUUCAAGCGAUGAAAGUGAUCAUGAAAGUUUAUUAAUACGAAAAAAGAAUUCCGACAUAAAAGAUCAUCGACGUCAUUCACCACCUCCAUCUUGGUGUACUGUUCCAUCAGCUAUAUAUAUUACUGAUCCAUAUGGACAUUCACGUACAUUCGAUUCUGAUAAUAAUGAUAUACAAGAAGAACAAAAUCAAAACGAGCAAUCUGUUGAUAAUGAUUGGAAUACAUUAAAUCUACAUAAUACUAUCGAUAUUUUUACAUCGCCUGAAGUUAUAAUUACUCCACCGAUAAAUCUUGAUAAACAUCCUUUACAUAGCAUUGGUGAAGAAGAAGAAGAUGAAGAACAAACUAACUAUAAGAAUACGAAUACUGUCCCUAGAAAAAUUACUCGUAAUGUACCCGUAAUAACAGUAUCUCAAGCAGAUGCUGAUGUAAAAAAUGAAGAUAACGAAGAAACUUAUAAAGAACCAUUGAGUAGACGUUGGAGUGAUGGACAAGUUGAAGAAGAACAAGAAAAAAAUUCGUUACAACAACCAGCAUUAACAAAAACGAUUAGUGCAGCUUCAAUUAUAAAACAGACUGUAACUCCACCAGUUAAAAUAUCAAAAACAAAAUAUAUUCUAAUGAAAUUACAUUUAUCAUCAUCAAGUAAAGAUGAUGAAUCGAGUAUAUCAUCAACAACGCCAACCGCAACAACAAAUCCGCCUAGAACACGUACCGUACGUCGAUCAGCGGAUAAAAAACGAUCUACUACUUCAUUAUCAGUAAGAGAUGAUACAAAUUUAACUUCUAAACUUCAGCCACGUGAAUCUACAAGUACUAUUACAUCAAAAACUAAUAAUAAUCAUCUUCAAGUAGAAACUAAUUCAAAUCAUAAUGAUAGUAAUAAUAAUACUAGACAAUCAAAACCAGAAAUCUUUGGUAGUGUUGGACAUCUUGAUGCAGUUGAUAGUGAUGAUGAUAUUGAUGGAACAUUUGAAAAAGUUAAAAUGGGUUCACAAUUGAGUCUUAAUAGUGCAGUAAGUGAUGCAAAAUCUCGUUAUGGUCUUGAUAUAUCUGGUUCAAUUGAAAUAAAAUUAACCUAUACAUUAACAACAGGUGCAUUAGAUAUAUUCAUAGUUAAAUGUACAAAUUUAGCACGAGCAAAAAGAAAUAAAACAUCUGAUCCUUUUGUUAAAGUUUAUUUACUACCAGAUCGUUCGAAAAAUAGCAAACGUAAAUCAGUAAUUAAGAAGAAUACAACGGAUCCACUAUUUGAAGAAAAAUUUCGUUAUCAUGUAACUAAACAAGAAUUUGAAACUCGAGUCAUAUGGGUAUCCGUAUGGAGUCAAGGAUCAUUAUCACACAAUGAUUUUCUUGGUGAAAUACAUAUUCCAUUAGCUAAUUGUACACUAGAUGCAACAAAAGAAUAUGAAUUAUUAGCACAAAAGAAAAAAAAUGAUUUAUCACCAAAUAUUGUACCAACAAUGGAUCCAGCUGAAAUUUCGUUUCAAAUAACAUUUAUUGAAAAUCCAAAAAAUAAAGAUCUUGGAACAUUACAAAUAAGUAAUAUUGAAGCAAAAGCUAUUUUUUAUGGUAGACAUGAAGUUGAAGCAAUUUGUAAAGGUGUAUUAAUGCCUGACAAAAUUAAACGUAAAAUGCCAACAACACGUAAAGGUCCAACACCUAAUUGGGAAUUACCAUUAAGAUGGGAUGGUGUACGUCGAGAUAAUUUAAAAAAUACAUCUAUUGAAAUAAGUAUUUGGUGUCAAGAACGUUUUAAGAAGUUUAUGUUUGGAUUUAUACGUCUUAAUCUAUCACAAGGUCAUUUUGAUAAUAAACCAGUAACUUGGCUAGAUGCAACAAAAGCAGAAAAAGUAGCAUGGGAAACAUUUACUAACUAUCCAACACGUGUGCAUGGUUUCAAACUUCCACUACGACCAGCAACUAUUGAUCACAAAUAA